CUUCCGUUUUGUACAGGUGCUGGGUCGUCAACCUGAACAGCUUACCCGCUGAAUUUCUGUAUUGAAUUGUCCCGAGGACUUUAUUUACAUUUUUUCAUUCUACAAGCCGAUUUGACUACUGUUAGGCUGGUGUUUUUGUUUAAAGUAACACAUCAACCCUUUCCCUUUUGCGUCUGUUUUACCGCCACCUCUUCUCUCACGCUGAGACAAGGUCCACGUUUUCCGUCAUGGCCUACAACUACACUGGCUACAGCGACCCCUACUCAGACCAAGGCUACUUCUACCCCCCGGAGGAGCAGGGUGUUGCCGCUGGUAGUAGUCAGCAUCAAGAGGAAACCUACACGGACCGACCAGAACCAGCAUACGCCUACACGACAGAGUCGCCUGCUUAUGGACAUCAAGGUUACCACGACAACUACUACAACGGUACGCACGCUGCGCAGCAAGACGAGGACAGCUACAACAGCUACACCAACACAAAUUCGCAGGAGCAGCCCCAGUCCUAUUCGUCGGAACAAUGGCAGGAGCGGGUUUCUUCCUCCGACCAGUGGCAGGAGAACGCCGCGACGAACCAGUAUCAGCAGUAUGUGUCCAACGCCAUCGACGAGAAAAUAGGAGUAAGUGGUGUCGCGGGCACCGCUGCCUAUGGCGGAGUGAGCGGUAGUGGUAGUAGUGGGCUAGCGGGGAGUACAGGAGCAGGAGCCGCAAAAAUCUCUGAUGAUACAGCACAAGGAUUAGGUACAUCCGCUGGCGCAGCAGUGGCAGUGGCAGCGGAUCAGACCAGCACACAGAAAGUUAACGACCCGAAUAAAAUGGCGGUGUCCACCCUUCAAGCGCAGCUUCUCGGGUCCUCCUCUGCUACCCAACGAGAUGUAGAGACGCGAGACUCCCGCGGCCCCUCUGCAGAGGACAUUGCUUUAGCGGAAAAGUUUGCGGAAGACAUCAACAAACAGCUCUACCAGGUGCUCCCUGAAGCGGAGGUGCUCCAAGCGAAGCAGAGCGUUGUUGGUAGGCCUAUUGCGUCUGGGAGCAGUGGCGAGGGACGAGCAGGGAACCUUUCGACGAAAAACGACAGGAACACCACUUCCAGCACCGACCGGGGCCCGACGGCUGAGGACAUCGCUCUGGCGCAGAAAUUCGCGGGGAAUAUUGCGAACGGAGCUGCGUACGAGCAGCACAGAGGCCCGAGUACGGCGGAUGUCGAGCUUGCAGCGAAAUUCGCGGCGGAAAUCAAAGCGCAGCAGGACAAGGAUGGGGAUAUGGUAUGAUGCUAGAAGUUUAGUUUUUUCGUCUUGUUUAGUGUGUGCAUCUACUUGCGCGCAGGUUUCUGUUCCCGCGGGAGCAAUAUAUAAUUUCAUUUUUUCUAUGUUCGUUUUGUCUUCGAGUUUUCUCUUCAUUGCGGACAACGAACAAACAAUCGUCAAUCUCAAAACAGCCCGUCGUCCCGCCCCUUGCUUCCGCAGCACCCGUGAACAAGCGCAAUUCUGGCUUGUUGGUCCGGAAGUCCACCGGAAUAGACAUCCCGGCUCCUACUCCUGCGCAGCAGAAUGUCCUGCCGAGCACCUCCGACUUAAACCAGAAUUCCAACAACUCUUCCCAGCAGGGCCGCGACUUGAACCUUGCGUCAGGCGCAGCAGGCGCGGCCAAGAGCACAAGAGGACAAAUGCAAAACUCCGCCUCCGUCGCCGCAGCGUCGACUUUACCAGCCCCGAUGCUUGUGCAGCAGCAGCAGCAGCAGCAGACUGCAUCACUGAGCGAAGCCGCGAAAGCGCAACUCCAGCCUCCGCCGUUUUUCCCGGGGGAUAACGCUGCCUAUUGGCGGAAGGAGUUGAUACCAGAUACUAUGCCGACAACAUAUAUUGUCGCGAAAACAGGGACGAGAGGAACAGCAUCAGCAACAACUUCCGGUAUUAUAGCAGGAAACUUGAACAGCAAGACAGACACAACCACCGCUCAACAAAAUCAAAACAAACCCGCCUCCUUAAUCCACCAGCUCCGCGAGAAGAUGCAGAGCUAUGAAAUACAAAGAAAAUACGACGCACGGAAAGUCGACGAGCAGAAACAGAUCACGAAAGAGGUGGAGGAGGAGCUGUCCCAGAAAAAAGAUUUGGCGGACUAUUUGAACACAGAAGUCACCCGUUUGGAGGAAAAGCUGAUCAACAACGCGUCGGAUUACAAGAAACUUCUCAACGACAAAGACGAAGAAAUCCAGAAGCUGCAGCAGGAUUUCAAGGAGGUUUUGAAGAAAGUAUGCGACAACUUCGAAAAGGAGGCGGAAAAAGAGGUGGCGAAGAUGAAAAACGAGUAUGACGCUAUAAUCGACCGAGCGAUGAAAGACCGGGAGCGGCUGCAGAAGGAAACGGAGGAGGCGACGGUGAAAAACAAGAAGCUGGAGAAAAUCACGGAAAAGCUUUGGGUGGAGUACCAACGGCUAGAGAAGGAGUACGGCGACGAAAUCAACGUGCUGGAGGAGCACGGGAAACUGCAACAGAAAUCCGAUACGGAAUUGUACCAAAAGAUUAAGCAGUUGGGCCAGAAAAAUUCGGAGUUGGAGAAUCAGUUGAAUUCCGCAGUUGUCGCGAAGAAAAAACUGGAAUCCGCGAAGGAGUCGAAACAAGAUUACGAGCAGGAUUUUGAGAAAAAGAUCGAGGUGUUGAAAACCCAGCUGAAGGAGAAAGACUCAGCCUCCGAGGAAACAGAGAAGGAGAAGCGAAAGCUAAAACGGGAAAUGGAGAAUCUGAAAACCGAGAACAAGGAUUUGAGCCUUGAUUUGGAUAAGCUUUCCAAGGCGAAGAAGAAACUCGAAGUGGAGGUUGAGGAAAAGGAGGAGCAGGUGAAGCGGGCGACGUCGGCUCUUGCGGCUGCAACGGGAAAGACAAAGAGUGACGAAACGAAGCCAGUUUCAGCUGCCGAAGGGGAAAAGCAGAAAAUUUUGCAGGAGUUCUGCGAACAAGCGACGUUGGAGGAAAUUUUGGAGAAAAUUGCGGCGGCGCACGGAAAGGACGAAAACACCGCGAAACUAGAGGCGGCGAAAAUCAUGGAGAAGCUGUCUAGCUUGAUGUCGAACGAAGCAAGGACUUCGGUGAUUAGUCAAGAUCCAGACCGGAUUUCUCUCCGGUUAUCCGACUUUCUCGGGUCUGUUCUCGAUUCGGAGAUCGGGAAUAAUUCUGCCGUUUUUCAGAACGACCCGGAGUCUAGAGCAGUCCCAACCGAGUAUUUAGGGCGGAGUAGCAGCGUUAUCGAGGAUCAGAAAGCCGCUGCUGCAGCGGCGGCCGCGGCGGAAGAAAAAAAGAAAUCGACAAGUGUCAAGAAGAUGGGGGGACAACAAGCUGAGGGCGACGAGAAAUUCACAUUCCACGCUGGAAUGGAAGUGGAGGAAGUGCAGCAAGCUGGCACGGCGAAGCAAGCUACUAAUGCAUCUAGGAAAAAAGCAACUAUAGCAGCUGACCAAACUUCCCCAACUGGUUCGGACGAUACCGAGACGAGGAAGGACAGCAAGCCAAAAAUCCCAGCGUUGGAACAGCAGCACAGCUCGGUUAUGAAUGCGGAUGAUGAUGUCCUUUCCGCGGGCGUUGGUGGAGUUUCCUCGGACGAGAACGAGAAGACGAAGAAAAAUACAACAGCUGAAGAGCACGAACACCACGAAUUAGACGAGCACGGCGGCUAUUACGAUGACACCGGGUUUUACCACGACGCCCAUGGGGGUAGGUAUGAUGUCCAAGGGAACUACUACGACGCGAACAACCAGUUCUAUUCCGUCGAGUGGCUUCACGAGCACCACUACAAGAAUUACGAGGACUAUUACCAGCAUGAAGAACAUGAACAACACGAAGUGGAUGAGAAUGGCAACCCGGUUGUUGUCUCACACAAAGAGGAUCAGGAUAGUGAACAGGACAACAAGCCGGGGUCUGACCAUCUACCGGAGGAGCACUCAGACUUCCAUCACGACAGCGCGGACGAUGACGUCCCCGAUUUGUUGCACGACAAAGACAGCGACGAGCACAUCGUCCACUCGGACAACGAGUUAGGCCAGGACCAGGAUCCGGACCACUUCAUCGAGCACUCGGGGGCGGAGGAAGAGAAACAUGAUAGUAUCAUUCCGAAAGAAGAGGAAGCGGGAACCCCCGAACAGGAAAUGCAUCACGAAUCCGAUCAGGACGGUGUGAUUGGCGGAAAGACGAGUUCCAGUAACAACGAGGAUGACACCGAGUCCCAACUUGUCGAUUACGUGUACCGAUGCAGUCUCGGCCAGCAGCAGCUGCGGAAGAACAAAGUCGAGGAAAUUCUCGAGCAGAUCAAGACAGAAACAGGGCUGCAGAAGCCGGACAAACCUGCCGCAAAAAGUGCCGUGGAUGUUUGGAAGAGGAAACGAUUCCAGAAAACUGCGAUGGAGUGGGCGGACUCGCUGCCGAGCAAGCACGGCGAGAUCCAGAUCGCGAUAGAUUUCAUGCGGCAGACGCAGAACGAGGUGUUUAAGGAACAUGGCGAGAAAGCUCUGCGGUUUCAGUACUACGCCGAGCCGCCGAGUGGGUUUUCGUCUGGCGCUGAUAACGUGUUGGCUUUAGACGGCGCGAUGUUGCACCCGUUUCAGGAGGAAGAUUAUGUUCUGCAAAAGGGAGACCAAGACGAGGAUCGUGAUGAUUAUCUUGGUUCUCUAUCCGAAUUCGGGUUGUCGCCGGAACACCCGAAGACGACUGGUGCAAUAGCGGGAACAAGUGUAGUCCAGCAAAAGAAAAUGAAAAACGACACAACUCCGCGACUACAAAAAUCUCCCCAGAGCCCGAUGGAAAAAGCGGACAACUCAGCUUCGGUUUCAGAGAGUGUAGAAGCUGCAUCAUCUUCAUCGAGUAGCUCCGCUUCGAGCUUCAAAGAUACAAUAAACCGCGAUAGCCAAAAUAAUUUUCCCGGCAGGAUUAAGCUCGACAGCAUUCUGGCACCGGUGAAAAGGAAACUUUUGGAAAAAAAGUCAAAAACAUCCGCGUCCGCGAACAAGAGCAGCAGGGCAAAUAAUGCGACAAAAACCGGGAAGCAGAUAGACGCGCAGAUCAUGAAGUGGGCUAUGGAAUCCACACCGGACGAGUCAAAGACUUUUUCCGACAAUGAGAUUGUCACACGGGAAGACCGUUUCGGCCUCGAUAAACAAGAUUCCAGCCGGAAUGGGUCGGUGGUGUGGGGUAUCGGAAAAGACGACGAGGAUCUCUCGCAGUCGUUUGACUUCAAUAAGCAAGAAGAUGAGCAAAAUUAUGACCAUAACGAUAACCAAAUUAGCGGCACUGGCACGAAUUCCUUCGUCGAUUAUCAAACGAAGCUUCUCGGGUCCAGAGACGUUUUGGCGCAGACGCAGCUCGAGAAAAACUCCACCUACAAUAGCAACUUCGACGAAAUCGAGAUAGACUACUCCGCGUGGGGAAACAAGGAGCAAAUAGCGUCGGAGCGGAGUUCCAAGAACGUUGAGGAAGCGGAGGAGAAAGGUGAGAAAAGUGAAUACUCGAGGAUUCAGCACCCGGCGCUGAAGAAAUUUCUGCUCGAAAAUAAGCAAAACCUAGACGCACCGUGGUGGAAAAAGGGCAGUAAGUCCGACGAAAGCGAGCAAAGCUCAAAUUUCGGAUCCGGAAGGCCGCAAGGUACUUCUACGGGCGGAGCAGCAAAACCGGUGCAGCCAAAGCUCAAGCUCACCCUUCCGUCCUCCGCGGCCGGCGCGCACCCCCGACCGACGCGAGCAGCAGCAGGAACGACCGGAACAAUAAAAGAUAACCGGAACCACAACAACAGCAGAAGCCAAAACCAGCCGCAGGGAAGUGGCGCGGAGCAGCAAGGAGACAAGUCCUUUUUCAACAGCAUUCUCUCAGGCCCUUUCGAUUGGUUUUCCGGGUCCGAAAAUCAAUCACACAGGAGCAACAGCGACGGAGCCGGGAAGGGAAAGAGCACCAGUCAAAAACCUGCAAUCCCGAAAUUGAAAAGCUUUCCCGUGGAUGGAAAGCUACGGAAAAUGUAAAAUUAGGUACUACUGCAAACCUUCAGUCUGAAGAAAAUCGAUGCGAUUUUUUGUAAAAUGACCUCUACAUUGUCAUUGCCAUUGGCAUUGCCAUUGGCAUUCAUGGGUGCAUUUUUUGUAUGUACCGAACACGAAUUGCAAUAUGUCACUUUCACACCUUGGUUUUUGUACGUACGAAAUUUGCAACUUCCCAAAACAUGCUCUGCCCAAUAGUUUUACCAUUGAUCUUCAACAGCACAUGCAGAAAAAGAUACGCAAACGCAAGAAGAUCUUGUUGAAAAACAGCUGUUGUAGCCGCAUUGGCUUCAUUAGAAGAUCGCUAACCCAACUCUUUCUACCCGUAUUUUCCCCUUGAUUGAACUUCCAAGGAUGAAGAUAGCCGAACAACUUUGUACUGAAUUAUUUCCAGGAGAAGUAAGAGGUUUUACCCAUCUAUCAGUCACCA
Molecule: messenger RNA, 6440 nt
Organism: Amoebophrya sp. A120
Lineage: Eukaryota; Dinophyceae; Syndiniales; Amoebophryaceae
Source: the annotation of a GenBank genome assembly